AUGACGCUAUCGAGUUCCGAGUCAAGUAUUUUUAGUGAAACAGACGACGAUAGUUACAAGGAAGAAGACUACACUUAUAAUAGAGACGAAAAUAUAAAGAACAUAAAAAUUUAUAAUAAAAUAAUAAUAAAAUUAUUUUUAAAAAAUCGAAAAUAUUAUGAACAAAUAAAAAGGAUUGCAUUAGGAUAUAUAAGUAAAAUAGAAGAUAUUGAAUUUUGUAAUGUACAAAACAAUGAACAGGACAGAAACGAGCAUAUAUAUAAUUUUUAUUUUGAUGCCCAUGAUGCUAUUGAAUAUGGAGAGAAUAAAUUAAUAUAUUACUUGCAAAACAGUUAUCACAAGUUUAUGGAUGUGAUAAACAAUUAUUCGAUUCCACUUUUUUUUCGGAUUAUCUUUCUUAGUUGUUACUUUGAAUUCUUGAAUAACGAAGAAAAUGAAAAAAAAAAUAAUGAUGACAAUAAAAAUAAUGAUGACAAUAAAAAUAAUGAUGACAAUAAAAAUAAUGGUGACAAUAAAAAUAAUGGUGACAAUAAAAAUAAUGGUGACAAUAAAAAUUAUGGUGACAAUAAAAAUUAUGAUGACAAUAAAAAUUAUGGUGACAAUAAAAAUUAUGAUGACAAUAAAAAUUAUGGUGACAAUAAAAAUUAUGAUGACAAUAAAAAUUAUGAUGACAAUAAAAAUUAUGAUAAUAAUGACAAUGAUAUUUGUAAUGACAACGAAAGAAAGCAAGGGGAGGAAGAAAAUAAUAAAGAUAAUAAUUAUUAUUUGGAUAGUAAUAUUUUACAUUUUCAUAAUGUUACUACAUCUCCUUCUAAUUGUCUUAAGGAAGAUUUUGAAUUAUUUAGAACAAACGAAAAUGAUAUGUAUGAAAAAGAAAAUGAACAUUUAUGGCAGGAUAAGAAUGAGGAAUAUAAUAAUAUACACAAUGAAAAAUAUAUUAAUGAUAAAAAUAGUAUAAAUAAUGAUGACACAAAAAAAAAAAAAAAAAAAACAUUAGACCAAGUAGGAAAAGGUAGGGUUAAAGAAAAUGAUAUGGAUUAUUUUUUUAAUAAUUUUAUAGAAUAUGAUUUUUGUAAAGACAACGAUGUUAUGGAGCAAAUCGAUUUAUAUAGUUCAUGUCUGAUUAAAGGUAUUUUAUUUUCUUAUAUGAAAUAUACGUUUUUAAAAAAAGAAGAAAUAAAAUUAAAAAUAAAUAAUUGUUUGAAAAUGAUUUUUGUUCGACAUAAUAUAAAGAUUAAAUGCCGACUAAUUAAUAUACCUUACCUGCAUGAUAUUCAUAUAAAUAAUAUACAAGAAAUUGAGAAUAAGCACAUUGGGAAAUUUAUAAGUACGGAGGGUAUUAUAACAAGAGUUGGGGAGAAGAAAAUAUUGGAAGAAAGUAAAAAAUACAGGUGUAUGAGAUGUGACUAUGUAAUUAAAAAGAACGCUGCUCCUGAGUUAUAUUAUAAUACGGAAACUUUUUUUCGAUGUCCUAAUAUUAUUGUAAAUACGAAAAAAAUGUCAUCUGACAUUUUGUAUGAUAUAAAUGAUAAAAUAACGAAAGAGUUUAUCACAAAAAAAAUGGAUAAGAAUAAAAAGAAAGAUGAUAGUGUCGAUCAUAAUUUUGAGGAUGAUAAUGAUAAUAACCAUUAUAACAAUCCUCUUUAUAGUAAUAGAACUAAUCAAAAUGAGAAAGGUAUAUAUGUUAAAAAAAGAUGCAACAGUACCAAUUUCGAAUUUAUUGAGAAUGAAAUUAAGAGGGUUGAUUAUCAAGAAAUAAAAAUAAAAGAAACGAGUAAGUCGAAUAUUCCGUAUUCAAUAACGGUUGUACUUUUAGAAAAUUUAGCUGGAAAAUAUCACCCAGGAAAAAAUGUUAUUAUCAAUGGUAUUGUUUUGAGAAGAUGGAAGAGGUUGUAUAAAGAUAUAAGAUGUGAUUCUGAAUUAUUUAUUGAGGCCAAUUAUAUAGAAAUAAAGGAAUUAGAGCAGAUUAAAAUAAAAGAAAUAUCCUUGGAUGAUGAUUUUUCUAAAUAUAUUAAUUCUAUCGUGAGCAAGGCGUGUUUACGUGACCAACAAAGUGUGUUUUGUGGGGAAGAGGAAUUUAUGGAAAAUGCAUCAUGUGGUGGAAAUGAUAAUUUGUGCGAGCAGAUGGAAUAUGACAUAUGUAGUAAUAAGAGGGGCAAUAUAAAUGUUGAUGAUAUAAAUGUUGAUAAUAUAAAUGGUGAUAAUAUAAAUGUUGAUAAUAUAAAUGGUGAUAAUAUAAAUGGUGAUAAUAUAAAUGGUGAUAAUAUAAAUGGUGAUAAUAUAAAUGGUGAUAAUAUAAAUGUUGAUAAUAUAAAUGGUAAUAAUAUAAAUGUUGGUGAUAAACAAAUUUGUGAUAGUAGGGGGGACGAUUCUCCCAUUUUGAAAGACAUAAAUACAGUUCCCCAAGAUAACCAAUGUUAUCCUAUAAACACAAGAUUAAUUCCCCAAAAUAAGAGGAGAAAAGAUGAACAUAUAAAUAGACAAGUCAAUCAUAUAAGUUUUACACAUUUAAAUAGUGUAGAUAAAAGAGAAAAUGUUUUUGAAAAAUAUUGGUUUUUCUUCGAAAAUAAUAAAAUAGAAGGGAAAAAAUAUAUUUGUGAAAGCAUAUGUCCAAAUUUGUAUAAUUGCAAAUUGUCUAAAUUAUCGAUAUUACUUGUUUUAAUAGGUGGGAACAAGAUAAAUAAUGAGUAUGAAUCUUUUUAUCACGAAAAUAAUAAGUGGAUUAAAUAUUUUAGUAAAAAUUAUAAGAAGAGUAAAAAGAAAAGUAGUAUAGGAAAUGUUGUAAGGGAUAAUUUAAAUGUGAAUGAAGAGAAUGAAAUGGUAGAGGAUUCUUAUGAGGAGGAUUCUUUAGAAGAAAUGGGUGAAAGAAUAAGAAAAAAAACAAGGAAAGGAAAUAAAAAUGAAGUAAAAAAAAAUGACAUAUACCAAAAAGAAAAUAAUAUAUACAAUUUAUAUAAAACAAACGAUAUAUCUAAUAUACAAUAUGAUGAAAUGGAAAAUACUAAAGAGAAGAGAAAAAGGAAACAAAGACAAAAACAAAAACAAAAACAAACCAAAUUUGAAUCAGAUAAUUGUGAUAAAAGGACCCUAUGUCAUUUAUUAUUAGUUGGAGAUCCAGGUACUGGUAAAUCGCAGUUAUUAAAAGAAGUACAAAAAUUAAGUAACAUAUGUGUGAAUGUGUCAGGAAUGUUUUGUACUACAGCCGGAUUAACAUGUGCAGCCAUUAAAGAAGGGAAUAGUUUUAUGUUAGAAAGUGGGGCAUUGGUAUUAGCUGAUAAUGGAGUUUGUUGUAUUGAUGAAUUUUGUUUAAUGAAAAAUGAAAACAAAAAUGCUAUACAUGAAGCAAUGGAACAAUUGAGUAUUUCAGUAGCAAAAGGAGGAAUAGUAGAUAAAUUAAAUUGUAGGUGUACCAUAAUUGGUGCUUCAAAUUUUGAGAUAAAUAAAGAGGUGAAAGGGAAUUUAUCUAACUAUGAUAGUAAGGUGAUUAUAAUUAACUUAUCAUAUGCUUUACUUAGUAGAUUUGAUUUGGUAGUUAUAGCUGAAGAUAAUAGUCAAAUAGAUUAUAAAAUAGCAGAUUAUAUUUUAUCUCAAGAUGUGGAAGUAAAAAAGGGUCUCGACAAUGAAUAUGUUAAUAAUAAUGAUAAUAUAAAAAAUAAUGUACUUGAUAAGAAUAAUAUGAAUAGUAAUAUGAACAAUUGUAAAAGUACUACGUGUAAUAAUUAUACGGAGAAUAACCAUUUGGAAAACUUACCCGGAAGUUAUAUAAACAAUGGACAUAAAAAGCAUAAUGAACCUAUUGGACAUGAUAGCAUCAUAUUGUCACCUUUUAAUUCAGAUAAUGGUAAUGGAGGUACAUUUGAAAAAAAACAAAAUAAAAUCAAUAAAAUCAAUAAAAUCAAUAAAAUAACAUGGCCAAGUGAAAAAUUAAAAGAAUAUAUUAAUUAUGUGAAGAAUGGUUUUUUCCCUAAUUUUGAUAAAAGUUCAAAAUUAAUUUUAAUUACAUACUAUUCAACAUUAAGAAAAUAUAACGAUGGUGAUAAUGGUACAACUGUACGAACCUUAGAAAGUUUAAUAAGAUUAAGUGAAGCACAUUCGAAAUUAAUAUUAAACAAAAAAGUAACAUCCGAUGAUGUAAUAAAUAUUAUAUUGUUAGUUGAAUUGAGUUUAAGAGGGUAUCAAAUAGCUAUUCGCACGAAUGCUAACAAUAUAUUAAUAGCAAGAACAGGUAUAUUGGAAAAUUCUGCAUAUUUAUUACAAACAUAUAACAGUAAUUAUAAUACAUUCUAUUGCUUAGAUGACGUUUUGUUUGAUGAUUCUUUAUAUAUUUACUUUAAAAAUAUUAUUCUGGAAAAAUUACAAUUACAAGAAAUUAAUGGGAAAAUUCAUAAAAUGCUUUGA
Messenger RNA from Plasmodium falciparum 3D7, 4398 nucleotides. RefSeq names its product putative DNA helicase MCM9 (gene MCM9). The record is from RefSeq and is a predicted model, not a curated record. Gene Ontology annotation, molecular function: ATP binding; DNA binding; DNA helicase activity. NCBI's taxonomy places the organism in Eukaryota, Apicomplexa, Aconoidasida, Haemosporida, Plasmodiidae. Gene Ontology annotation, cellular component: MCM complex; nucleus.